CCCAUAACAAAUCGUAGUAUGUAGUUGCUGGCCGGCAAGUGCGUGUCAGAUUAGCAGGUUUCUUUUGCUUUCUCACUCUCUCUCUCAAAAGCGCCGUGCAGCAUGCUGAUUAACUAACAACAAACACACUCAAAAUUAUCAAAUAAAACAUUAAUCAAUUGAAUAAACCAAUAGAUUAGUGCAAUAAUCGCAACUGCCGGAAAGCUGAGCGUCGACAAAAUCACGUCUUGGAGAGCGGAGCAUCCCAUUAAUUGUGGAACGAAUGUUGCGCAACCCGUUGCUCUACCCGCGUGCUAACCCAAUAAUAACACAAUCACCACUAUCACGCCAUCAACGACACUGAUAAUACUACUAAGAAAACACAACAACAGUAGCCAGUAGCAACAAUAAUAAUAACUAUGAAGAAACGUUCCAAUUCCCGCGGCACACCAACUGCCGGCGAUGGAGAGAAGGAGCGCACAAGUUCCAGUGGAGACCAGAGCAUAGCAUCUGCUAAGUACAAAUCCGGUGCGUCCAGUGCACCAACAACACCAACAAAACGCAGUGGCAACAACAAAAACGGCAACAGCAACAAUGGCAACGGCAAUGGCAACAAACGUAAAGAGGAAAUUGCACAGACCUUUGUUAUUGUUAAUGAACGGCCGGUGGAUGACAUUUCCUUGGAUUUUUUCUAUAAGCCUCAUACCAUCACCCUUCUGGCCGUCUCCGUGCUGGCGGUCAUGUAUACCGCAUUUGUCAGGAACGAAGCGAACUUAGAUGACAACCUUUGGGCGGGACUUUUAUGCAUUGUAUUCUUCUUUCUGAUCGUUUCGGUAAUUGCAUUUCCAAAUGGACCAUUUACACGACCACAUCCGGCCGUUUGGCGCAUCCUCUUUGGCUGUUCCGUAUUGUAUCUGCUCAUGCUGCAGUUUCUCAUGUUCCAAAAUUAUUCAACCAUACGAAAUAUAUUCUAUUGGAUCGAUCCAAAGUUGAAAAACUUUCACAUAGACAUGGAGAAGGAAUACGGUGUAAAUUGCUCGGAUGUUAGUUGGGAACGUGUUAAGGGUCAUUUGGAUGUCUUUGCCUGGGGACACUUUUUGGGCUGGGCCUUUAAGGCCAUACUCAUUCGUCACAUGGGCAUUUUGUGGGCUAUAUCUGUGAUGUGGGAAAUAACGGAGAUAACCUUUGCCCACCUGUUGCCCAAUUUUAUUGAAUGCUGGUGGGAUGCUCUCAUUCUUGAUGUGAUCAUCUGCAAUGGCCUUGGCAUCUGGAUGGGCCUCAAGAUCUGUAAAAUACUCGAAAUGCGCGAAUACAAAUGGGCUAGCAUUAAGGAUAUAUCAACGACAACGGGCAAAAUCAAACGUGCCAUGCUACAGUUUACACCAGAAAGUUGGUCAGCUAUACGUUGGCUCGAUCCCAAGUCAACGGCCAUGAGAUUUGCCGCUGUUAUACAGUUGGUGAUAUUCUGGCAGGUCACCGAACUGAAUACGUUCUUCUUGAAGCACAUUUUCGAGAUGCCUCCCAGUCAUUUUAUUGUUAUUGGACGUUUAGUAUUCAUUGGACUGUUUGUUGCGCCUUCCGUUAGGCAAUAUUACGUAUACGUCACCGACACGCGCUGCAAACGCGUCGGCACCCAAUGUUGGGUUUACGGCGCUAUUAUGGUCUCCGAGGCCAUUCUUUGCAUCAAGAAUGGCAAGGAGUUGUUUGAGCGCACGCAAGCCAUCAACAUUGUGAUCUGGCUGACCGUGCAGGUGCUAAUAUCGGUGUCAUUUGUCUACGUUGCCGUUCUGUGGCAGCAGCGUCAACUGAAAAAGGGGUCCACAACGCCCACAAAACGACAAGGAGACAGCGCUGUGAACUCACCAACUAAAGGUAAUUUGUCGCCGCCUAAAGAGAAGAAAAUCAAAUGAGGCCAUUUUAUCAAACCAAAAAGAAAACAACACCAAACUA
Drosophila innubila is the source of this 1929-nucleotide messenger RNA. It is a transcript of the gene l(3)77CDf, whose product is annotated as phosphatidylserine synthase 1. The transcript has 6 exons. The record is from RefSeq and is a predicted model, not a curated record. Gene Ontology annotation, molecular function: L-serine-phosphatidylethanolamine phosphatidyltransferase activity. NCBI's taxonomy places the organism in Eukaryota, Metazoa, Arthropoda, Insecta, Diptera, Drosophilidae. Gene Ontology annotation, biological process: phosphatidylserine biosynthetic process. Bases 399 to 1889 code for a protein of 496 amino acids.